GUUAAGAUACCAAACAAAAUCAAACCCAGUUGUUUAUCUAACACAGAGACGACUUCACUCACUCCUAUUCUGACCAGAUCGAACUUCCCGGAUGCAUGGCGUCCCACAUUAAUUCAUGUCUCCGAUGCGCGCCUUCUACGCCGCGUUUAGCGUAUAAUUGUCGCUCAAAAACCCCUAAUUCUCUGUCUCUUAAAUUCAAUAAUUUCUUUCCAUCUUCUGCUGCUCUCCUUAAUUCUCAAAAGAUGUCGUUUUCUAGUCCUUCCCGUUGUACUUAUCUAGCUGUGAAGUCUCACUCUCACAUGGCUACUGAACAAAAGCCCAUUUCAGGAGACAGAAUGCUUGUAUUUGUGCCUCCACAUCCGUUGAUAAAGCACUGGAUAUCGGUUCUUAGAAAUGAGCAAACUCCUUGUCCUAUUUUCAAAAAUGCGUUGGCCGAGCUAGGGAGGCUGCUUAUGUAUGAAGCUUCAAGGGAUUGGCUGCCUACCAUCACUGGGGAGAUUCAGUCACCAAUGGGUGUUGCAUCAGUUGAAUUUAUUGAUCCAAGGGAGCCUGUGGCGGUUAUUCCAAUCCUGAGAGCUGGUCUUGCUCUUGCAGAACAUGCCUCAUCAAUCUUGCCAGCAACAAAAACCUACCAUAUAGGGUUAAGCAGAGAUGAGGAGACACUUCAGCCAUCAAUGUAUUUGAACAAGUUACCUGAAAAGUUUCCCCAAGAUUCUAGAGUAUUUGUGGUAGAUCCUAUGCUUGCAACAGGUGGCACAAUAGUGGCAGCUCUUGACCUUAUUAAGGAACGCGGGGUUGAGAACAGACAAAUAAAAGUGAUAUCUGCGGUGGCUGCUCCUCCUGCCCUUCAAAAGCUCAGCGAGAAGUUUCCAGGGCUUCAUGUUUACACUGGCAUCAUUGAUCCCACAGUCAACGAAAAAGGAUUUAUAGUUCCUGGACUUGGAGAUGCCGGAGAUCGGAGCUUUGGUACAUGAUGUCUUAGGAAGCGGGAGGGAGGAAUCAAGAAUUGGCACUCCAUAUUUGCUUCUUGUGUACACACAAAGUCAUGGUUCGCAAUUUUGGUGUAUUGAGCUUGUCAUCAAUUUGUAAGGUUUGCGGAUUUGUUAACGAUGACCAGAUUUUUUAUGUUGAUAGCCUAUGACGGCAUAUUGAUCCAUAUUUUUGUAAACAAAAAAUACAUUUAAUAAAUAAAAGAAAAUCCUCGAGAAAACAAAUUAUUAUA
Molecule: messenger RNA, 1222 nt
Organism: Ricinus communis (castor bean)
Lineage: Eukaryota; Viridiplantae; Streptophyta; Magnoliopsida; Malpighiales; Euphorbiaceae
Product: uracil phosphoribosyltransferase
Exons: 12
Coding region: 96-974 (292 amino acids)
Biological process (GO): uracil salvage
Molecular function (GO): uracil phosphoribosyltransferase activity
Source: RefSeq, a predicted model, not a curated record